AUGUCUUCCAACGCCGCCUCAAUCUACGUCAAGCACAACAACGGCCGCGUGGAGCUCGUCGCGAAAAUCGACAAGCAGAAGCUAUGUCUCUUCUCCCGCCACGCCGACCGCCGCUUCAAGAGCGCGCCGACUCGAGACAGAUCCUGCACUGAGCCCAGCCCUUUCCUCGUCCACCAGCCCGCCCACCUUGAUGUGGACAUCAUCCCGUCCAUUCGCAUCAUUGUGCGCUGGAUCGAGGAAUACGACGAAGCCAACCCUGCUCCUCUCAACAUCUCCAUGAUCCCAAAUCCGCCCAGCCCAGGCACUCUCGGCCCCUGGAUCGGGCCAGAUAUCAAGCAGGCGGUAGACCUGUACUUUACCUGCUUCCACAUCUUCGUCGACCGUCAUCGUCGCGGCGACCUGCUCCACCGGCAAAUCAAGGACUAUACCAAGCAGUCCUCCAUCAGCCUCAACGAGUUCCAGAUGAUCUCCGAAAUCCUCUCGUUCGAUACCGCCCUUAUCCACAGCAUGAUGAAUCAGGUCAUCUACGACUCGAUCAAGGGGAAGAGUGUGCCGGAGUGGGAGAAGAUCAAGCAGUAUUGCAUUGAGGUGGGAAAGUGGCAGGAGAUGUGCAAGAUUGCGGAGGAUAUUGUGAAGAAGAUCCAGGACGCGAAAGAAACGGAUGCGGGUCGGAAAGGAGCGGCAUAA
Pseudocercospora fijiensis CIRAD86 is the source of this 687-nucleotide messenger RNA. RefSeq lists its product as uncharacterized. The record is from RefSeq and is a predicted model, not a curated record. NCBI's taxonomy places the organism in Eukaryota, Fungi, Ascomycota, Dothideomycetes, Mycosphaerellales, Mycosphaerellaceae. Bases 1 to 687 code for a protein of 228 amino acids. The transcript has a single exon.